This is a messenger RNA of Condylostylus longicornis, 1879 nucleotides long. Its product is annotated as ceramide-1-phosphate transfer protein. Gene Ontology annotation, biological process: intermembrane lipid transfer; ceramide transport. The transcript has 4 exons. The coding region runs from base 197 to 820 and encodes 207 amino acids. Gene Ontology annotation, cellular component: membrane; cytoplasm; cytosol. Gene Ontology annotation, molecular function: ceramide 1-phosphate transfer activity; ceramide 1-phosphate binding. Lineage: Eukaryota; Metazoa; Arthropoda; Insecta; Diptera; Dolichopodidae. The record is from RefSeq and is a predicted model, not a curated record.
AUGAGCUUUAAUAUUAUUAUUUUUUAAUAAAAUAGAAUUAUUGCUUCGUACGAAAAACUUUCCUCAUUCAGCUGACGACUUCAAAAGAAAAUAAACAUCUGUUUAUAAUUCUAAUUAAAUUUUUAACAAAAAAAAUUUUCUUUUUUUGUUUAGAAUAAAAAUUUCAAAAAUCAAUUUCUUUAGAAAAAAUUAGAAAAUGUCUGAAAAUUUUGAUGUAGAAAAAGUUUCAGAUGCUCUAGAACAAAGUCUCAAGGACGAUGAUGAUGUGUAUUUGGAUAAUUAUUUAGAAGCUUAUAAGGAAUACAAUAAAUUUUUCCAAAGUCUUGGAUCAGUUUUUAAUUUCGUUAGUUCUGAUGUUAUUACUAAAAUUGCUGUAUUGGAAGAUUUUCGUUAUAAUGAUGACAAUAGUGAAUUAUUUGCUUCCAUUAAAUUAAUGUUAGAUUAUGAAAAGUCUAAUGAGAUGUUUAAAAAUAGUCGUUAUGUUUCAGGAAGCAGAACAUUAUUAAGAUUACAUCGUGGCCUUGAGUUCAUUUUGGAGUUUUUAAUGCAAUUAUCAAAACUUUCCCCGAGUGAUAAAACAUCAGCUGUAUGUCAAGCAGCAUAUAAUGAUACAUUAGCAAAACAUCAUCCUUGGGUAAUAAGAAAAGCUGCAGUUUUAGCAAUGUAUACAUUACCAGUUCAACAAGAUCUACUCAAUAAAGUUUGUACUGAUGUUGAAAAAUCAAUUACAAAUUUACCAAAAAUGUUACGUUUAACAAAAGUUGUCUAUGAUCGAACACAUAAUUUAUAUACCCAAUUUGAUUUACACGGUUUGCCUUAAAAAAAUGAUAAAAAGAAAAUUCGUUCUUCAAUAAAAAUUUUAUUACUUAAUAUACUUAAAUUAUCCUUUAAAAGUUUUUACCUUAAAAGCAGCUAUGUAAUUCGUUUUUUCCUAUAAACAACACCUAAGAAAAUAUAUAAAAAAUUAUGGUACAAAGGUAUUUGUGCACAUUCCAUAUUUUUUUUUUUUUUAUUUUGUAUUUAAUUAUAUAGGUAUUUAUUAAAAGUAUUAAAAAUGCUUAAUAAUGCUUUAAAAGCACUUUCUGUUUUAUUUAUUACUUAAUUUUUUUUUUUUUUGAUAUAGUUUUUAAGCUUAUUGUACAAAAAGUAUCAGUUUGAAAAUUGUGAAAAAUGUUCCAAGUAAUAAAUUAUAAUAAUAUAAGAUUUAAAAAUUAAUAAAUAUUUUUUGUUAUAUCAAAGAUUUACUAUAAUUAAGAUAAAUUACUUUUGAAUUUUUACAAUAAUUUUCUUUUUAUCUAAUAUCUAUUUAUAAAUUUUAAUUAUUUUUAACAAAUAAGCUGUUUUAAGGUACACAGGUUGUUUUAACCGAACAGUUGUUAGAUAAAGUAUAUACAUUAGAAAAAUAAAAAUUCUUAAGUACCUACCUUAAUAAUCAAAAUUAAUUAAAAGUUUGGGUCCCAAAAGGAAAAAAAAUUUAGAAAAUAAUAAUGUGAUUAAAAAUGUAGCCCAUAAGUAAAACAAUAAAUACAUUUAAAAAUUCAUAUCCAAUAAAAUAGAAAUACGAUUAAUAAAUUUAAACUUGAAUAAUAUUUUCUAUUUGGCACUCAAAUUCUUCAACAUUUUUAAUUAAUUUUUAAUUUAAUUUUAUUUUUAAUUUAUGAAGAAAGCAUUAAUUUUUUCAAAACGAUUUCAAUAUUUACACAAAAUAUAUUCAAGAAAUAUCAAAAUUUUUAAUAAAGAGUGAACAAUUAAAUUUUUUAUUUUUUAUUUGCAAACACCGCUUUCAAUUAAUUCGGUAUAUGAAAAUAUUGACUAAUUAAAAUAAUUUUUAUCAAAAUUUAAAAUUAUCUAUUUUUUUAUUCAGAUUUUUUUUAAAAUU